Helobdella robusta is the source of this 417-nucleotide messenger RNA. RefSeq lists its product as hypothetical. The record is from RefSeq and is a predicted model, not a curated record. The transcript has 3 exons. Lineage: Eukaryota; Metazoa; Annelida; Clitellata; Rhynchobdellida; Glossiphoniidae. Bases 1 to 417 code for a protein of 138 amino acids.
AUGGGGAUAGCCAGCAAAGACCCAAUCUGGUGUCCGGACGCACAUGACCAAUAUGAAGAUGCAAACGAUGAUGAUAACGAUAAUGAUGACGACGAAGACGAUGAUGAUGAUGAUAAAGAUUAUGAUGAUGAUUAUGGUGCGGCUGGUUAUGAUUAUGAUGAAGUAACUCUUGAUCUCGAGUGCUUGAAGACAAUCAUGCUUCUCAGCCUUACCUUCGUCAGAUCAUCACCGGAUGACGCAACGGAAAUAACGGUCCACUUUAAAAGAAAGUUGGACGCUCCUUGGAUGUUCUACAGAGAUAUGAACGGCCAAACGGUGAGCAAAUUUUGUUUCUACGCCAAUAUUGCAAUGGAACAUUCUAUUUUUUUGGUUAAAAGGAGUAAUAAUUUCAGUAUUGGAACAUUCUAUUUUAAGUAG